UUUGGAACCUGAUUCAAACUUAUCUAUUUCAUUAUGACAAGAAAUAGACAAAUCCUCAAACUCCUUGGAAUAGGGGAGCGUUUUUCGUUUAACUACUGGCGAAAGAUAUCAAAGGGAUGUCAAUUUAUAAGAUUUGGCGGUGAACGAAUGGCUAUUGACAGGAAAGCUGUCAAGCGCAAGAUAAAGCCGUGCGAAAAAGAUCUGUAUGAAAAGUUGAUGGCAGGAGAGAUCAACGAGGAGAGCCUCAGAUACGAUUUUUGUUAUGAUAGAGAUAACCAACUUAUUUUACCUGAUGUCUUAGGUUUAAGUACCUUUACCAAUAGAUAUCUGAUGCCAUCCCAUCUAACAAGGAAACCUGAACGGCUAUGGCAGCUGGACCCCGAGAGUCGUUUUCCAAACGAACUGGAAAUAUUUGUCCCUCAAGACCGUAGCUUUAAAGGAUACAUAAGGAUUAAAAAGGGUACCCAAGUCGAAAAGGACAAAUUAAUCGAGAUGCUUGGGUGCCUUCCUUGGAGGAAAUGCCCUAAACAACUUGUGGAAAACCCACCAAACUGAGACCGUGCUCUUUGAAAGACUUUCACAAGAGUGGUGGCUUUGGAUUUACUAUUUCAAGUUUCUAUCAAAAGAGAAAUGAGCAAUUUCGUGUCCCCUCUUCUUUAUUGUAGUACAAUUAAGUGUAAAAUAUAAUAAAAGAUAUCGAAUUUUUUUUCGUCGCAAGGCUGCUCUAGCUCACCCAUGUUUCAGAAUUCAUAACUGGAUGAAAACGUAGGUAUAUCAAGUAGUCAAAGAACAAAGGCCUCCCCGCCCUUUGUUUUUCAAAAUACAAACUAUGAAGAUACGAUUCCUAUUACACUAUAAAGGAAAAAUAUCAGUUUUUGGGUAACACGUUGUAAUUUUUGUAGGUGUAGUCCUCUGACCCUAUUUCACUCAAAGCAAAUCGUCCAUCGCAUUUAGGUAGAGAAGUAGAGUCCAGUUACAAAUUGUGUAAUAACGAAAUGUGAAA
Pocillopora verrucosa is the source of this 1003-nucleotide messenger RNA. RefSeq lists its product as uncharacterized. The record is from RefSeq and is a predicted model, not a curated record. NCBI's taxonomy places the organism in Eukaryota, Metazoa, Cnidaria, Anthozoa, Scleractinia, Pocilloporidae.